This is a messenger RNA of Gasterosteus aculeatus aculeatus (three-spined stickleback), 1418 nucleotides long. RefSeq names its product secretogranin V (gene scg5). Gene Ontology annotation, cellular component: secretory granule. The record is from RefSeq and is a predicted model, not a curated record. Gene Ontology annotation, molecular function: enzyme regulator activity. Lineage: Eukaryota; Metazoa; Chordata; Actinopteri; Perciformes; Gasterosteidae. Gene Ontology annotation, biological process: regulation of hormone secretion; neuropeptide signaling pathway.
UCUAUCCAGCUUGACAGAGGUCUCGCGCAGUACGCAGGUGCCGACAUCAUCGAGGACACGAUGGCACUUCUCGGCUCCGCGGCACGGUUAUCGCUGCUCGGCUUCCUCCUGUGCCUGCAGGUGGGCCGGGCUCCAGCCCGCAGCCCCCGCACGGCGGACCAGGUGUCCGAGGCCGACAUCCAGCGACUCCUGCACGGGGUCAUGGAGCAGCUGGGCAUUGCCCGGCCGAGGGUGGAGUAUCCUGCACAUCAGGCCACCAACAUAGUCGGGCCUCAGAGCAUCCAGGGCGGUGCUCACGAGGGGCUGCAGCACCUCGGCCCUUUCGGCAACAUUCCCAACAUUGUUGCCGAGCUGACAGGCGACAACGUCCCCAAAGACGUCAGUGAUGAUCACGGGUACCCCGACCCUCCAAACCCGUGUCCCCUGGGAAUGACAGCAGCAGAUGGGUGUUUGGAAAAUGCUCCGGACACAGCCGAGUUCAGCAGAGAGUUUCAGAAACAUCAGCAUCUUUUUGACCCAGAGCACGAUUACCCAGCACUCGCGAAAUGGAACAAAGAGCUUUUGUACCAAAAACUGAAGGGAGGACAGAGAAGAAGAAAAAGGAGUGUCAACCCGUAUCUGAUGGGCCAGAGGCUUGAAAAUGUGGUCGCCAAAAAAUCAGUUCCUCACUUCUCUGAGGAACAAGAGGAAGACCCACCAACUGCUGCCCACCAACCUUCUGCUGUCAGCAAAUCUACAACCUAAACUCCUGCACCACUCACUCUAAUGUUAAAAGCAUACUGUCAGAUAAGUUACAUAUUUAAGCAAUUUGGCAAUGGAUUUGUACUAUAAAAUAUGAAAUAGAUUGCAGAUUAAAGAUAUGCACUUUUUAUGGUAUUAUGGUCUCAUUAAUUAGCCCAUAUCUUGUUCAUUAAUUAGGGACAGCAUGUGCCUGAAGAGCAUUUCUCAGUUCACGUAUACCUACCCAUUUUUUAUGGAAUGGUCACAUGCAGGAGAUUCAAAUCUAUAACCCCAAAUGCUAAAAUGUGUGUGUAAUCUCUUUAAGUCAGGACUGUCAGUACAUAUACAACUGUAUUAUAAAAGCACGUAUAAAGAUAUUUUGAUUUGGAGGAAUGUUGAAAGAGAAAGUCGUCAUUAUCCGACAAUACAGAAGUAAAUUUGUUCACUGAAGUUUUGGAAGUUAAGUGUUUGUAUGUCUUGAUAUAAUCACAUUUGUGUCUUCAGAAUCAACGGUUUAAUACAAAUCCUGUUUGGUUAUGGUAAUUCUAAACAGUAGCAGCUUUGUGUUGAACUAUAUCACUGUUGCAUGUCAAUUAUUAGCUCUUAUCUUAUAAUACCCUAGAGUUUCAUCUUACCCAAACAUGUUUGUGUUGGUUUUGCUGUGUGAAGUCAAAUAAACUAUUUAUCUGCAUUGGAAA